UUUGACAGGUAGCUGUCUGUCACAGUGCGCGCAGGCUGCUUCUUCUUGCUGUUUUAACGGACAUUUACAAAGAGAUUUUUCGUGAUUUAUUCAAGCAAAGGAUAUUUUUAGAGGGAAUUUUAUCGUGAUUGACACUUGCCAGCAUUUUUUGCGAAAGAGCAUCUGUAGGCGUGCCCCCCCUCCUGCAGGACCCCCCCCCCCCCCCGGCGAACAUGCUUAUGUAUGACUACUCUGUGAUGGGUGGCGGCGCCAUGGAGUCGCUGAUGUUCCAGACAUUUCCGAUGAUACCCCCGACCAAGGUCUCCCCCCAGCAAACCAAGCACAUCUCUGCUGACUUCUACGCCAACUUCAGGGGCAGUAUGACCCCCCCCGGCAGCCCCGACCCGCAGCUGGACCCCCUGGACCUCUCGGUGGGCCAGAGAAGCCUCUCUGCCAGUCCCCCCACCCCCAUCUACGCUGCUCCCAGCCUGCCAUCACCCCCCAUGCUAGAUGCCGGGCUCCGCCCAUGGUCCCACUAUCCCAGCAUGCCUGUGUGCUACCCCACGGUCCUCACCCAGCUGCUGCCGGGCAUCCCCCCCUCCAUGAUCCCGCUGCUGUCCAACAUCAUGGUGCCAGUCCCGGUCUCUCCCGAAGCGAACGGCGUGCCCCAGAAACCAGUAGAGCGUGACCCCUACUUGCCGUCUAGUCACCACCAAGGUCUACAGACGAAGCCCCUGAAGCGGGAACUGGCCAAUGAGAAGCCCUGUGAAGACACCAUGACCUCUGAGAUCAUGGUGCCACCAACCAUCGACAACAAGAAAUUCUCCAGGGUGCGCAGUCCCUUCCAGUUCACUAAUAGCACCAAGACUCCCGCAAUCCACGAGGAAUCCGCCGGAAAGAAGAAACGUCACCGCUGUGACUACGAGGGCUGCGGCAAGGUCUACACCAAGAGCUCUCACCUGAAGGCCCACCGACGGACUCACACCGGUGAGAAACCCUACCACUGCAUGUGGGAAGGCUGCAUCUGGAAGUUUGCCCGUUCGGACGAGCUGACCCGGCACAUGCGGAAGCACACUGGCGACAAGCCCUUCCAGUGCCCCGACUGUGAGCGCAGCUUCUCCCGCUCCGACCACCUGGCGCUGCACAAGAAGCGCCACCUGCUGGUGUGAGCCCACCAUUGCAGGCCCCGCCUCGGAUUUCGCCAGCGAACGUUUAGCGCUGCGUCUGCUCUGAAUUAACUGAACAAAUGUGUAGAUGCAGCACCAAACACUCCUGCGGGGACAUGGGCCUGGAAUAACUGGAGAACUUGGCUGGUAGCCUGGUUCUCUUCUAUUAUCAGCUGACAUACACAACAACCUGAAAGUUACAGGUUUGAGUCCUAGACGGAGGCCUGCUAUAGUGCCUUUCAGCAAGGUACUGAACCUCUCCUGCUCUGGUAAACAGGGCAUUGCCAAGAUACCAUACUGGACCAACACUGGGGAGAAAAAAAUCUUUGCUGCACUUGCACGAUAUUUACUAUUUUUAAUCUUGGACCCAUAAAAUGUGAAUUUUUUUUUUUACCAUUGUAUGUGAAUAUGUUUUUCUUUCAGGGUUUUUUCAACAUGGUUUAGUAAAUAAUGUUAAUAAUAUGAAAUACUUUCAGGGCCAUUAAUUUUUCUUGCUUUUUAAGCCACAUGGGUUUAGCAUAAAUACACGCUCAUAGGAGUUUUACUUGUACAACAGAAAUGUUCUGAGAGCAGAACGAAAAAUUAUUGGUUCAGAGAGAUAACCAAUCAAAUUGCAAAUAUCUAAUUCAUAGGUUCCACCUACUCUAGUUGCUUGGACCCACAUCUUCUACAAUCUGAUUGGCUAUGUCUUUGAACCAGUCAUUUUUCCUUCUGCCUUCAGAACAUUUUUCUGUAAGUAAAACUCCCACACGUUAAAUACAUGUCAAGUGAAUGCUUGCUAGUGUUAUCACACAACCUCAUAAUCUGACAUGCCCACUAAUCCGUCUUACUGGUCUUUACAAACUGUCACACAUAUAAGUGUUUUCGUUUCCCAUUUACGCUCACUGGGAGCUCUGGCAGAAAACUCACACAUAGAGAGUGAACAUAUCCGGUACACGUCUAAUGCAAUGACAGGGACACAGUUGGCAGUUAAGUGCAAUUAAGUAACUCAAAAUCAAUUUGAACAAUAUUUCUCUUCGAUUCUUUGACAAACAUGCCUUUAAGGAUAAUGUAAGUGCAGCAGAGGAUCUGUGACCAAUUUAUGAAUUUGAUUAGUAGUUGAUUAUGUGCCAGUGAAGAGUGUUAGAAUCUGAGAUUCUGCAGUGGGUGAAAGAUGGAUGAAUGUUAAAAAUAUGGAAAUUAGCGGGAGAACAUUUUAAAACGAAUCUGAGGAAGCACUUCUUCACACAGCAUGUAGUUAGAGUGUGGAACAGUCUUCCUGCUGGUGCAGUGCCAGCUGACACCCUGGGUUCCUUUAAAUCAGAGCUAGAUAAGAUUUUAACAUCUCUGAGCUAUCAGUUAAGUUCUCCCCAAACUUUGAUGGGCCGAAUGGCCUCCUCUCGUUUGUGAAUUUCUUAUGUUCUUAUGGUUGGCCCAGUUCUUAGUCCAUCAGUAAAUCCUAGACCAUUAGUCCGGACCUUAACCGAGAGUUAUACACUGCAUGGAAUCUGUUUCCCGUUGACUAGGCUGUUAUCAUGUCCCAGUGACACUUGCUCAUUGAGUUUUUGAGAGACCUGUAUGAUUGUCGAUGACCAUCAUGUCACACAUCUCGGUAAUUUUUUGCCAAAGUUCUCAUGAUUAAACUUUAAGCCAGGUUGAGGGAUAUUUUGCACUUGGCAGCAAAAUUUUGCAGUCUAAAUUUGCAUUUAAUCGACAGGCCUGCCAUAAAUAUAUUGUUCUUCUGAAUAGUAUCUCUUUGAAUAUACAUACACGUGUCUUAGCAACAAACAAAACACUGGAUGUAAACUGUGGCAUGAUGAUGCAGGCUAAGUGGGACCUGGGUUUGGCGUCCCACGGCUUUGACCUGCAGCUGGGCAUUGCUUUCUAACAGAGGUCAUGGUUUGACUGACAGGGCGGCGGUGUGGCAUCUCCCCACGCAUCCUGUCAAGCGUUUUGGUUGCUGCUUGUUCCUAAACUCAGAUCUGCUGACCAUAAAUCUGACUUUGCACUUUAAGCUGCAUACGUGCCGCCUGCAUUUUAUACAGAGUUGCAAUGUUGAAGCAUUUUACCCGGAAGCAUCUGUAUAUAUGGAAGUACCUGGUGGGUUCUGAUUGGUUCUGUAGAAAUACCAUGGUUUCCUGUGGCUCAGAAACCAACCAGACCAGUUUGACUUCCAGCACUGUUGGCUUGGUCUGAAUGGUUUAUUUUCCAGUUACUAAAACGCAUACGUUUUUUUUAAAUCAAAUGACUUGACUGAAAAGGGUCAUUGUUGGUAUUUUAGUGCAUUAUUUUACAUAUUUUAUAUCAGAAAUAUUAGGCAAGUAUAUGAACUUAUAUGAAUAUGAACUUACUCUGAAUUAUAUUUCCAGUUGACUCGUUGGUUGACAGUGUAACAGUAAUGACAUGUUGUCAUCUCAAACUGUGAAUUUAAACACGCAAUGUUUGGCACUUCCUGAAUGCUGUAUUAUGCAUAUAUGGUAAUAAAAACCUCUUCAAAAAGAAA
Molecule: messenger RNA, 3627 nt
Organism: Brienomyrus brachyistius
Lineage: Eukaryota; Metazoa; Chordata; Actinopteri; Osteoglossiformes; Mormyridae
Product: Krueppel-like factor 3
Exons: 6
Coding region: 213-1148 (311 amino acids)
Biological process (GO): regulation of transcription by RNA polymerase II
Molecular function (GO): RNA polymerase II cis-regulatory region sequence-specific DNA binding; DNA-binding transcription factor activity, RNA polymerase II-specific
Source: RefSeq, a predicted model, not a curated record